GGCUUUCUACUUAUCCUGCAGAGUUUUGAUUCCUCUAGUUGAGACUUUCUUUGGAUCUGGUGCUUUCCCUCGUUUUAUCUCCAUUGAGCGAUCAUGGUCCGGUUUGGGCUCUGCUUUGGCCUCGUGGCCAGUCUGCAGGCUUCUCUGCUUGCAGCACAAGCGAACAAUGCUGCCAUCAAGCAGGCUUGCGAUGACAUUGACGCACAGUUCUCCGACGCGAGCGAUGUCUUGACUUUCAGAGGCAUUCGCUUUUACCAAGCUAUCGAUCAUUGGAUGGAGUCUUCUGACCAGACGCCGAGAUGUGUGGUUCAGCCUGCUUCUGUACAGGAUUUGAGUACGGCUAUGAGGAUUAUUGGUGAGCGAAGGGUGCCUUUCGCCGUGAUGUCUGGUGGCCACACUUCCAAUCCUGGAUUCUCGAGCACAACUGGAGUUCACAUCUCAUUGGCGAAGCUCAAUGAAGUCUCCUUGUCGCAGGACGGAUCUAUCGCGAGAGUCGGCUUUGGCAACAAGUGGUUAGAUGUGUACAAGAAACUAGAGGGAACUGGGAGGAACGUGGUCGGAGGCAGGGUUCCUGGACCUGGUGUCGGCGGGUUCACCCUAGGCGGUGGGUAUUCGUGGAAGACAAACUUGUAUGGUCUGACCAUUGAUACGAUCAAGAGUUUCACGCUCGUCUGUCCCAAUGGAACGAUCGCAACAGUAGACCAGUCUCGCCCAGACCUGUUCUUCGCUCUGCGAGGAGGGCUCAAUCGGUUCGGCGUCGUUGCUGAUGCAGAGCUCUACACUCAUGCCCAAGUUCCCUUGAUAUAUGGCGGAACGAGGCUAUACGACUCGACACAAGUGGACAGAAUUAUCAACGCCACGUAUGAAUUCGAAAGGACGAAUACCGACCCUAAAGCCACAGUCAUCACAUCAAUUCUCGGGACGACCGCGACCACUCAAUUCUUCUACGAUGGACCAGAGAAACCUGCAAGCUUUGCAGUGUUUGACGGCAUCAGGACCCUGCUUCUCGACACGGUCAAGACCCAGUCUUUCUCGGACUUUGUGGCUUCUAUCCCGGCUGAGAUUAGGGAUGUGACCAAUUUUCGAGGAACCUGGGAGACUUUCUCAACGACAAAAACCACACUGCGGUUCCUGAAAGCAUUGCAAGCAGAGGCUAAGAGACUCAGCAAACUACUUCGUGCUCCGACGGGCAUCAACCUCGCUGUCGACGCGUAUAUUCCGGGCAUGUACGGCCAGCACGCAGUGGCGGACACUUCGUACCCGCACUCGGACUCUCAGCUUCCGGUCCUGCUUGAUGUCGCCUGGGCAUUUUCUGGAGAUGAUGAGUUUUGGCGUCGUCAAGUGCGGCAAUCUCGAGAUGCACUGGUGAAAGUUGCUCAGGAGGAGCGCAUCCUCCAUUCCAUUUCGUACUCAAACUACGCGCAAGGUAGCACUCCUGCGCAGGAGCUUUAUGGUCCGGCAAAUGCAGCGAGGCUGGCCAGUAUCAGGAACGAGGUGGACCCGCAGAGAAUCAUGGACCUGACCGGAGGCUAUGCAAUUUGAUCGGCCUGUUCUUGCGUGUACAAACCUCAGCGAGCGAGGAGUUGCAUUGUGUUUGGGAAAUGUCGAUAAUAUCUUCGAGAGUGCGACUUCCGAUGAAAACUUUGCUAGGUGUGUCUUCUUUUGUGUUUAUUAAAAUUGGUCCACGCGGUCGCAGGUGGAAACAGAUAGCUUCGGCUAUGCUGGCAAAGUGCAGGGCGGCUGGGCACCUGCAGAGGCAGGAAGAAGGCGACAAAAAAAAGUCUAGAAUUUCGACCUAGGGAGAUUAGAGAGCUCCUAAGAACAC
Molecule: messenger RNA, 1825 nt
Organism: Cercospora beticola
Lineage: Eukaryota; Fungi; Ascomycota; Dothideomycetes; Mycosphaerellales; Mycosphaerellaceae
Product: FAD-binding oxidoreductase
Molecular function (GO): FAD binding
Source: RefSeq, a predicted model, not a curated record